Messenger RNA from Momordica charantia (bitter melon), 959 nucleotides. Its product is annotated as syntaxin-51. The record is from RefSeq and is a predicted model, not a curated record. Gene Ontology annotation, biological process: vesicle fusion; intracellular protein transport. Gene Ontology annotation, cellular component: SNARE complex; endomembrane system. NCBI's taxonomy places the organism in Eukaryota, Viridiplantae, Streptophyta, Magnoliopsida, Cucurbitales, Cucurbitaceae. Gene Ontology annotation, molecular function: SNAP receptor activity; SNARE binding.
CAACUGCCAAGCCAAUCCAUAAUCCACGAAAACAAGACAGCGGAAUGAGAAUGAGAAAGCGAAAACGACGUAGUUUUGUGGAUGUUCCCCAUUCAUAGUGUUGCGAAGAAUCUUGUCGAGAACGUCGACGGCGCCGCGGUCAAUACGACGUUGAUCCGAUUCAACUCAUAUUGGACCACAAUUCGUAUUCUCCAGCAGGCCGGUGAUGGCAUCUUCUGAUUUAUGGAUAAAGGAAUAUAAUGAAGCCUCUAAGCUUGGCGAUGAUAUCAAUGGCAUGAUUUCUGAAAGGAGCUCCCUUCCUGCAACUGGACCAGAAGCCCAGCGUCAUGCCUCUGCCAUUCGGAGGAAGAUCACUAUUUUGGGGACUAAUGUGAUGUUGGAUAUCCCGCAAUGGAGGUUUGAAAAAGAGAUAAAUCGGCGUAAAGACAUGGUUGCAGAAAUUAGAUCAAAAGUAAACCAGAUGGCUUCAAUAUUGAAGAUGUCAAACUUUGCUAACCGCGACAGUUUGCUUGGCCCAGAUAUGAAAUCGGGGGAUGUGAUGACCAAAACAGUUGGACUGGACAAUCAAGGACUUGUUGGUUUUCAAAGACAAAUCAUGAAGGAGCAAGAUGAAGGUCUUGAAAAGCUGGAGGAGACUAUUACAAGUACAAAACAUAUUGCAUUUGCAGUUAAUCAAGAGCUUGAUCUUCAUACUCGCCUAAUAGAUGACCUAGACCAACACGUAGAUGUUACUGACUCGAGAUUAGCGAGGGUGCAGAAGAGACUGGCAGUGUUGAACAAGCGAACCAAGGGGAGCUGCUCCUGCAUGGGCAUGCUUGUGUCUGUGGUUGGUAUUGUGGUUCUCAUUGCUGUCGUAUGGCUGCUCAUUCAAUACUUGUAAAUUAAACAUAACAUAACCAUGUGGAUAUAAGAUUUUUCAUUUCAUGAUUAAUAUCGAAAUUGUCAACUUAUAUUACGAA